Messenger RNA from Suillus discolor, 840 nucleotides. RefSeq lists its product as uncharacterized. The transcript is spliced from 6 exons. The coding region runs from base 1 to 840 and encodes 279 amino acids. Lineage: Eukaryota; Fungi; Basidiomycota; Agaricomycetes; Boletales; Suillaceae. The record is from RefSeq and is a predicted model, not a curated record.
AUGCAGCAUGGUUCCUAUCACGGUUGCUGUGUUGGCUCUAGUCUGAUCGUUGAUUUUGGCCGUUUCGAAGUCUGGACCCUAAGAACGUACAAUAACCGGCCACUGACGGCUGAGAACCAUCGACCACCUACAGCAAGUAAGGUCCCACAUACUAAGUCUUGUUGGAGACGAACGCUUCACCUGAAUCUUGUGGUCCGAUUAUCCCGACGCCAUAUACCAGACCGUAAAGAAAACAACUUAUUCGGAGACGAGCCAGAAGCUUCCUCCGCCGGGCACAUACACCAGACCAUUAUAUCGUUCGGCCGUCUGGCUUCCCUGUUUCAUGUUACACCGCCGCACCUCAGACUGAUGGUCAUCUAUUGCAUCCUCACUAGGAUUGUCUUUCCGUGGACCAAUCGGAGACUUGAUUUUAUCUAUUCCACCACGCUUUACGUGCUGCAUGCCAGACAAUCUGCUGGAUAUGAAUCUCAGUCUGAAUUUAUUAUUGGAACCGGUUUCAACGGAAUUCUUCAAGCGACCUGCAGACCCGCCACAAAUGACUUUCGGCCUGGCCUGCCAUUAAACGAUACAGCUUGGCAUGACAGCCAGCCAAUUCCGGUGGUUUUUAGAACCCUGAACGGCAAACUCCUUGGCUGGUACUUGAAUUUCAUCGGCGGAGUGCCUUGCGCAGAAAUUCUCAAAGACGUUUCGAGAGAAGUUUCGGAAGCAUUCACAGCCAAUGUUCACAAUAAUCCGAGCAACUGGCCGUCGUCUUCGAAUCCAAGGAUGCUUGAACAACGUAAGGGUUCAGGACAUCGAUCCCUCCGUUCUGACAUCAAAGAGAACGCGCAUUUAUUCUAA